CUUGACAGCUGUGCGUGAAGUGCGAGAUGGAUAUCUGAGAGACAUACAUCCUUAUUGUUCCCGAGUGGGAAUAAUAGGCUAAUAAUAAUUAUCGCUAUUGUCAGUUAGCGGUGAGAGAAAGGAAGACGAAAGUCAAUAGAUUUCCCACCUGUACGCAAAAGAAGAGGACUGGUUUAUGAGUGAGACAGACUGAGAGCAGAUGAGAAGUCGUGCCACCGGAUGGUUUUUGUUAUUUGGUGUUCUUUGAUGCACGAACGGACUCUGAAAUGGGUCGCCAUGACGACAGAGCGCUGAGUUAGCUGCUAAUGCGUUAUACGCAUUUGUUUCUGUUAUUGUUUUAUUUUAUCAUUUCCCUACCUCCUUUAUAGUGAUAAAAAUAUGUUGUAACCUCGCCGUCAGAAGACACAGGUGUUGUCAGAUAAAACGAAAGAAAAAGGAGGAGGAGGUGUCAAGAGAAGGCAAAUUGAUGUGCGAGAGCCUGCGACACAUUCAUGACGAAUUACCUCAGAAAAAAAUACCGAUGGCAUAAACACCGGGUUCAGCACUGAAGUACGAAUAAUCACCGGGAAAGAAACGGAGACGCAUCGACUACAACAUCCCUUUCAUCGCGGAAACUAAUGAGCAAAUCGCAAUAGCGAAUGUUGCAUUAACAUCAGGAUGAAGUUCUUCGCCGCUCAGUGUCAGCAGGCCUCUUUUGUGCUCCUCUGAGGAUACACACACCCUCGCUUCCACAGAGCCCACAGAGCCGGCGUCACUGGGACGGCUUGAAACUCUUCGCCCUUCUCUGUUUCACAUACAUCCCCCAUCGUUAGGGCGCUGCUCACCCCAGCCGAAGCAUGUCAUCGGUGGGUGUGGCACGAUUGCAGCGGGAGACGGCCCGCUCCUGCCCGCGCCGUAUAUCUGAAACUUGCCUUGUGUGGCUACUGGGCUUGGCACUUCGCCUGGCGCUAUCCUCCUGCCAGCGGGCAGACCUCACUGCAGCCAAGCACCCUAUGGUCACCACUGGCUAUGGGAAGCUUCGGGGCGUACGCAAGGAGCUGAACAAUGAGAUUCUGGGUCCGGUCGAGCAGUACUUGGGCGUCCCCUACGCCACCCCGCCAGUAGGCGAGAGACGCUUCCAGCCCCCGGAGGCACCAGGCUCCUGGCAGGAGAUCCGUAAUGCUACCCAGUUUGCACCAGUGUGCCCACAGAACAUUCACGGUGUGCUGCCAGAGAUCAUGCUUCCCGUAUGGUUCACCGACAACUUGGAUGCUGCCGCGGCUUAUGUACAGAACCAGAGUGAGGACUGCCUUUAUCUCAAUGUCUAUGUUCCCACAGAGGACGCUCUGGUGAUUGGGAGACUAAUCACCUGUAUACUUCCCAAGUGAUUCUAUCCUUUUCCAGAGCUUACUGUAGUGGUGAAGGGUACAGAGAGAUUACGGGAUGUAAAAAAGAGGAUUUAAACUCAUUUACAACCAUUAAUAAA
Messenger RNA from Carassius auratus (goldfish), 1465 nucleotides. Its product is annotated as neuroligin-2-like. The transcript has 4 exons. Bases 837 to 1367 code for a protein of 176 amino acids. NCBI's taxonomy places the organism in Eukaryota, Metazoa, Chordata, Actinopteri, Cypriniformes, Cyprinidae. The record is from RefSeq and is a predicted model, not a curated record.